Molecule: messenger RNA, 934 nt
Organism: Trifolium pratense (red clover)
Lineage: Eukaryota; Viridiplantae; Streptophyta; Magnoliopsida; Fabales; Fabaceae
Product: MLP-like protein 28
Exons: 3
Coding region: 168-632 (154 amino acids)
Biological process (GO): defense response
Source: RefSeq, a predicted model, not a curated record
UGGCACGAUUUGUGAGCACGAUCAAGCGGUGGUAAGCAGAAAUUAAUUCAUUUCGUCUAUUGUAAAUUACUAACGUAAUCCAUUUUCUAUUUAAGGAAUAGAGUUAGCAUACAAUUUCCUCAUACCAUAUUUCUUUCUACUUUUUGUUUUUAUUUUUUUCCCCAAAAAUGGUUCUCGCCGGUAAACUUAUUACUGAACUUGGGAUUAAAACAACUGCUGAAAAAUUCUUCAAACUAUUCUCAUCAGAACUUCAUGAAGUGCAAAACGUUUGUGAAAGGGUUCAUGAAACGAAGCUGCAUCGGGGUGAUGACUGGCAUGACACUGACAAGGUUCUACAUUGGACUUAUGUCAUAGAUGGUAAGGUGCACACAUGUUAUGAGAUUAUUGAAGAAGUUGAUGAACAAAACAAAAAAUCAACUUUUAAGCUCUUUGGUGGAGAUAUUGAUGAGGACUAUAAGGUCUUUAAGCUCAUCCUUGAGGUAAUCGAUAAAAGAGAUGGUAGUGCUACUGUUAAAUGGACCAUUGAAUAUGAGAAAAGCAAUGAAGAUAUUGAUCCUCCAAAUGGCUGGAUGGACUACCUUAACAAACUCACUCGAGAUGUUGAUGCUCACAUUGUCAAAGGUGCAAGGUAACUCUAUAAGUCACAAAAUAUGUUAAAUAAGUCACAAAAUAACAAAUAAGUUGUAAUGGGUUAAUAAUGCAUUUGGGGUUGAGUUAAAUAAUACUUCCUCUGUCUCAAAAUAUAUCAUCAAAUUAAAGUUAAUGUAUUUAUUGUUUAUAUUUGGAACAGAGGAGUGAGAAAUAAGUUGUAAUGGGUUAAUAAUGUUUUGGGUUGUGUUAAAUGUUUAUCUUUAUAAUUAGUAUGAUAUGAUGUUUGUAAUGGUAUAUUUGACUAUGUAUUGUAAAUCAAUAAAUUGAUAUUUGUUUUCUGAAA